CUGCUAGCAAUAAAUCCUGAAAAAAUUCAGGGUUUAUGGAAGAAGACGGGCACAUAUCGCGAAAAACCUCAUGUAGUAUACGGCGGACGGUAUUUACUCGUGAUAGGAUCAGCUGAACGGUACUUCUUCAGCAGUACGAUACCAGCUCUUAACAAAGCUGACCACUCUUAUUUUGUUGGUGCUCAGUUGGAUUAUCAAUGGAUUCCUAUCGACGACAUGCAAGACGAGCUUCAAAUCGACAUUGCAAUGCCGAGGUCGAAUCUAUCCAUCAACAGCCUUGUCUAUUUCAUCUUCCUGAACUACACUCUCGAUUAUCACAGCUUCGUUGAGGCUGAAGUGACACUAUAUGGUUCGUUGCCGCUAUCGAAUUCCACUUCAUCAGUGACAAUUUUUGGAAGAUUGGCGGCUGACCAAAAACUACCAUUCAGAUGGAGAGAAAACUACAGAAUGUUCGAACCAAAUCAUCGGGACAUAGAGCAUUACUCUCCAACGGAAUUACGCGCAGAAUCAUAG
Molecule: messenger RNA, 513 nt
Organism: Cooperia oncophora
Lineage: Eukaryota; Metazoa; Nematoda; Chromadorea; Rhabditida; Trichostrongylidae
Source: the annotation of a GenBank genome assembly